AUGGCGGCGGCGGCAGCAGCGAAGAGGAGGCGGACGAGCAGCACCCAGCCUUUCCCCCAGCAGUGGCAGCAGUGGCAGAGAGGAGGCCAAGGAGCAGCACCUGAGGCCCCCUCAGCCUCCUUUCCGCCUCUUGACGCCUCUGUGCAAGGGCCAGGUGGGGGUGUUGGAGGCCAAGAAGCCUCCAGCCCGCCACCUGGCCCUUGCACAGAGGCGGAGGAGGUGACGAGGAAGCCUCUGGCACUCUCCUCGGCCUCCUCUCUGUCGCCAUCGCCGCCACCACUGCGGAAAGGCCAGAUAGUGGCCCGGAGGCCUCUUGGCCUCCACCAACCCCACCCGGCCCUUUCACAGAGGUGCCAGCGGUGGAGAGGAGACCAAGGCGGCGGAGGAGCAGCGCCAGAGGCUGCCUUGGCCUGCACGCCUCCGCCACCACGGAAGGGCUGGGUGGAACUAUUGGAGGCCAAGAGGCCUCCGGGUCACCACCUGGCCCUUCCGCGGUGGGGGCAGCAGAGGCGUGCAGGCCGAGGUGGCAAGAAGGCCUCUGGCACUACUUCUCCACCUCCUCUUCGCUGCUGCUACUGCCGCCAUUGCCGCCACCUCCGCGGAAGGGCCAGGUGGCAAAAUAUGUUUAAAGACUCAUACAGGAAUAGCGUGUCUCUUGUUGUUUUUAUAUGGUACCCUUACUUACCGUCACAUGUUUUUGUCCUCCUUUCUUCCCUACUCCAGGAAAAACUAGCCAUUAAGAAAAAGAGGAAAAAGGAGCGAGAAGCUCUUGGAGAUAAGGCACCACCAAAGCCAAUACCAAAGACAAUUGAAAACCAGCGUGUGUAUGAUGAAACCACAGUUGAUCCAAACGAUGAAGAGGUUACUUUGGAUGAAGCUACAGAUGAAUUUGCACCCUACUUCAACCGGCAGACAGUCCCAAAGAUUCUUAUUACAACAUCUGACAGACCUCGUGGAAGGACUGUGAGGUUCUGUGAACAAUUGUCAACAUGUAUUCCAAAUUCACAUGUUUAUUAUCGAAGAGGGCUGGCUCUAAAAAGAAUUAUUCCACAGUGUAUCUCAAGAGACUUCACAGAUGUGAUUGUGAUCAAUGAAGAUCGCAAAAUACCAAAUGGACUUGUGUUAAGUCACUUGCCUGAAGGGCCAACUGCUCAUUUUAGGAUGAGUAGUGUUCGACUACGUAAGCAAAUUAAGCGAAAAGGGAAAGCUCCCACAGAACAUCAGCCUGAAAUAAUUCUGAACAACUUUACAACACGGUUAGGCCAUUCCAUUGGUCGCAUGUUUGCAUCUCUUUUCCCUCAUGAUCCUCAGUUCAUUGGUAGACAAGUGGCUACAUUUCACAAUCAGCGUGACUACAUCUUUUUCAGAUUUCAUAGGUAUAUCUUCAAAAAUGAGAAAAGAGUGGCAAUUCAAGAACUGGGACCACGUUUUACCCUGAAAUUAAGGUCUCUUCAGAAAGGAACUUUUGAUUCCAAGUUUGGAGAAUAUGAAUGGAUUCACAAGCGUCGUGAAAUGGACACAAGUAGAAGAAAAUUCCACCUAUAAGAGCAAACUAAGAAAGCAGAGUUUUUUUUCUUUUCCUGCUGAGUUAACAAGAGCACAGGAGUUGGGAUAUCAUUGCAUUAUGGCUACUCCUUGUCCAAAGGGGAGAAUUCCACAAUGAAACGUUUUUUCUAACAGACUUACAGAUGAACAGUUAGACUGAUGUAUGUCAUCUAAAGUGCCUUGAAUAACUUCCCAAUUGUACUUCUAUUUAUUUACAAAGAGUAGAACAUUUCAUGUUACUGUGGCAAGAAAUUCUAUCUGUUGUUCACUUGUGAAGAUGUUACCUUUUUAAAAAGUGCUGUUUCAUAAUCAUGUAACAGUUGCUGGAGUGAUUUCUCAUUGGAAGUAGACUAUUUUACAACUACAACCCUGCUAUACAUCUAAAGUGGCCACAAGCUGUGAGUUGCUUCUCAAAAUUGGUUGUAAAAAGUAAACAUUUAUGCAAUUUUUAAAUCUUGUAAUUCUCAGUUUCACUGGUAGCAAUUAGGACCGUAAUGCAGAAAAGCUCAAUAGUGUUUCACAGCGACCAUUUCACAUGCAUUGUUAAAGCAUUGUUAACCGUUACAUGCAUAAACAUUGUGCUUAUGCAUUUGCUUCCUUUUUCAUCUGUGCACUUUGACAUUGUCAAAACUGAAGGAAAUGGUUAGUUUGUCUAAAUAAGCCAGCUUGAAACAAUAGUUAACAUUAAGUUUUCCGUUUGUAUAUAACGAGCUGCAAUUAGGUGAAAAUGAGAACAAAUGCUUCUGGUCUCCUUGCAUGGAUGCACAGGACAUCCAUGAGCCCAAGGCUUACAUCUAUAACACAAAGUGAAUCAAUGCCCUGUAUUAGAUAGGGUUUUCUUGGCAAGAUUUGUUCAAAGGACUUUGGCUAUUGCCUUCCUUUGAGGCUAAGAGCAUGUGACAUGCCCAGUGGGUUUCAUGGCUGAGUGGGGAAUUGAACCCUGGUCUCCUCAGUUGUAGUCCAACACUCAAACCACAACGGCAUGCUGGCUUAGCUUUCUCAAAUUGUCUGGAACAUCCACUAAAUAAACUUCAUGGGAUUCUAGGUGUAUAAGUACUGUAGUGGUUGGUAGGGUAUAUUUAAGAAUGGGAUUUGGCGCCAGUUUACUAAUGAAAGAGAACAAGAAAUUAAUGCCUUAGCAUGUUUUGAGAGGAAAUACUGCCCGUUUCAAGACAGUAUGCAAUUAUCUGAAAUUGCAAAAAGUUUUAUAGUGGUUAUAAUAUAUUUGGUGUCUGGCUGUAAAUACUAUUUUGUAUUCAGAAUCUUAAAGCUGUUGGUGCAACCAGCUGAGUAAGCUAUGUUACAGCAUUUUACUUCCUUGAACAAGUAAAAAAGGCAUGAAGAAAAUGUGCAUUGUGAAAACACAAGCAUUCUUUAUCUACCUUGUAAAACUUCACAUUAACAUCGAAAGUAAUUAAGGCAACUCUUUAUUGCUUGAAUAUAAAAUUGAUUCCCUCAUGAUACAGAAAUUAUUGCAGUUAGCAUACAGUUUGUUUAGAGAGGUAGAUUGUAAGAAAUCUGACAACAGUAGCAGUAUUAUACUAGGUCUAAGUUGGCACAAUAAUGCAAAGUUUCUGUACAGGUUCCAAGCCGCUUUGCUUUCACAUCCGUCGUAUGUAUCAACAGUUAGGGAAAGUUAGAAAAUC
Sceloporus undulatus (fence lizard) is the source of this 3191-nucleotide messenger RNA. RefSeq names its product ribosome production factor 1 homolog (gene RPF1). Gene Ontology annotation, cellular component: preribosome, large subunit precursor; nucleolus. Lineage: Eukaryota; Metazoa; Chordata; Lepidosauria; Squamata; Phrynosomatidae. Bases 1 to 1545 code for a protein of 514 amino acids. The transcript is spliced from 10 exons. The record is from RefSeq and is a predicted model, not a curated record. Gene Ontology annotation, biological process: maturation of 5.8S rRNA; maturation of LSU-rRNA. Gene Ontology annotation, molecular function: rRNA primary transcript binding.